AUGGAGGAGGUGGAGAUAGUGGCGCGCAAAGAGGAGCUCCAAAUGUGGAUAAAAGAAAAGGUGAAAAGCCAGCUGAUCUCCUCGGGUGUAUUAGAGAAGUACAAUUUGCUGCAGUCUCUGCUGAAAAGAAGGGAAGAGCAGGCGACCAGGAUCCAGGCGCUCUGCGAGUGAGUGUUGAAUUCAGCAAUAAAUGCUGUUGUUAAAGCUCUCUUGACUCACAUCAACCAUUUGUUUGGUCACACCUGUAGACAACCAGUGCCUAAUGUUACAACAGCUGUUAAAUGACCAUGCUUUACAGCCCACUAACAAAACAACCCUGGUUACUUGUGUAGUAAGAACACAGCUGUUUGUCCUACAGUUCAUCUCCAAGUUCUCUGAUGGUUUUUUCUUGUCAUUGCUGUUGUUAUCCAGGUCUGUGGCAGCUUUGGAAACAGUUGUGAAGAGGCAAUACACUUUAAUGGGAUUGGAGUACAUAGAGAGCGAUUCUGAGACUGAUGAUGAUUCUGAGGCUGAUGAUGAUGAUAAAACAAAAAGCAUUGGUACGGUGCAAAAGUUGAAUUAUCAGCCUUCUCUGUAUUUUUGCAUUUGUUUUCAACAAUGCAAAGUGGCUUGUUUUGGUUGCCAUACAAGCCCAAUUUUGACCUGUGCCUUUAUUUCAUUUUUGUAGGCAAUACAGCUCCACCAGAACUUGCUUCUGUUCAGUCAGGGAACAAAACCCCCACCUCUCCAGCGACUAAACCUCUGUUACUUGAGCAUGAAGACGGUAGUGACCAGAUAAGCCCUACACAAAAACCAGUUGUAACCCUGACCAGACUUUCCCGCUGUCAGCCAAUCAGAUCUGCUUGCUCACCAGUUCAUCAAAGUAGCGGCAACAAGAGUGAAUCCUCAAGUGAUGCUGAUUCUGACCCCCAAUGGGAACCAGACCAUGACUUGAGUGAUUCUGAAUACUCACUUUCAAGUUAUGGGUCAAGAAAGAGAAAAAAAAUCAAUCACAAAGAUGAAAAACCUGCGAAAAAACAUGUAAUAUUAAAAGCUAGAAGAACUGAGGGUGCCGAGGGCCAAACAACAUCGACACCCAAGACCAGCACGGAAAGCAGUGCCAAGAAGGAGACAACAUCAACAUUUCCACCUAAUGCAACUGUCAACACAAAGAGCAACAAAGAGGAAACACUAAAAUCUCCGGCCGGUGCAAUUGUCGACACAAAGAGUAACACAGCAUCGACGUCCCAAACUAGUACAGACAGCAGCGAUAAGGAGAGGAAAACAACAACCUCACCUUCUGAAAAAGUCAACACAAAGAGCACCACAGAGAAGACAUUGACAUCUGCAGUUGGUGCAACUGUCAACAUGAAGAGCAACACAGAGAAGAAAUCAACAUCACCAACAAACACAAAUGGUGAAGAACACAUUACACAAAAUCAUAAACUGAUUUAAAAAACUUUUGAUUGUUUGUAUGUGAUGUAAAAACUGUGAUAUGUGUGUAUAUAUAUCUCAGGCCUCAGUUUACCUCAAGUAUUGUUAUUCAUGUUUCUUUUCCAUCAACAGGUGUUAACCCCUCAAAGAAAGGGGCUCUUAGCCAGACAUCAGGAGAAGCCACAAAUACUCAAGCAAGCAAGUCACAGGUGGAGCUGAGUGUUAACACAGAUGUUCUGGCUAGAAUGAGUGCCAUGAAAUGGCUACAUGCAAAGAUUCUGGAGUUAAUACCUACGGGUGAGGAAAAUGUUUACAUUUCUGUGUAUUGCACUCUGUCAAGGGGGUCAUUUUAUGCAGUGAUUUAAGCAGUUAACUGUGUAGCUAUUUAACAACAAAAACUGAAUUGGUAAAAUUGACAAAGGGAAUUUUUAAGAUUUCAAAUAACUGCACAUUUUUUCUAAUUAUAUGUAGGGUUUAAACUGUAUGAAGGACAUCGAGCUCUGUCUUAAAAGCGUUUUACAUCAUGUCUCUUGCAGUGCUAUCAAUAAAUAUGUCCAGUUAUGUCAGAGUGGGUAAUAAAUUUUAGUGUAAGACUAAGAGUUAAAUCAUAUAAAAUGAGCACAGAUUUGACUUUUUUAAGUUUUUUUAUUUAUUUAUUUUGAUGCUGUAGAUGAUAAAACAAGGUACAAGGUAAGUUUUGAAAACAAGAAGAAGAAGAUUGUCUCCGGUCACCACAUCGCCGUAACCUCCCCGCCAAAAGUGGAGCGGCUGAGUGUUGGUUGUCGAGUGGUGAUGAAGUGUGGAACUGAUCCACUCAUUUUCUUCGCCCCUGGCACCCUGGCAGAGAUGCCCACCAGAAGAAAUAGCAUGAGGUUUGUGAAUUUCUUGAGUCCGAUUAAAUUCGGUUUUCUUUUAUGAGAUGUUUUGCCUUCAGAUUCUUUGGAUCCACCCAGAGCCCUAUUUACUGUUGGUAUCAAGCAUUAAUAUGUUUUAAUUUUCUAGAUUCCUCAUCUUUACCGAUGAUCACAAGCCCCGUUAUGUUGGCUUACCUUCAUUUCACCAGGUGUUCAGACAGUGUAAGUUUUUGUGUCCUUAUUUACAUCAAAAAGGCAUUACAUGAUGAAGGCAUUAGAAUUUCCUCUGACUUGUUUUUUCUUUUACUGUCACAGUGGAAGACCCCUUGGAUGAUAUCCCAGAUGGUUCCCAUAAAGACUUCAUGAGGACUUAUGUAGCCUCAUGGCCUUACCCGUCCCAGACAUCAUACAGGGUUGGACAGGUUCUUGAAGCAGAAUAUGAAAAUGUCCAGCAGAAGUGUAAGGUACUGGAGGUUCACUGCAGUUUGAUACGUGUUGUGUUUGAGGUAGGUUUCUGUAGACAUAAUGUUUUUUUGACUGUUUUCUAUUGAAAUCUCAAUGUUUUUGUUGAUUAUAUGUUAACCAAGACCCCUUGACUAUAAGUACUUUGUGUGUAAUCAUUCACAGAAAGAUGAACAUCAGGAGUGGAUUUAUCGAGGCUCCAUCCGUCUGCAACAUAUGAUUAAUAUGCAGGAACAGCUGCAGGGAAAAGGGGUUAGGAAAAAAUCUACAGGUGUAAAAGGUAAAAUAAUCUCUAGAACCUGUAAAAAAAAAAAACAAUUUUCACAAUACUAAUAUAUAAUUCUACUAGUAUUCCUUAAACAUCCAUCAUUUCUUGUCUUUUGUACUCCAGAGUCAUCCAAAUCUACAAAGUGA
Molecule: messenger RNA, 3143 nt
Organism: Xyrichtys novacula (pearly razorfish)
Lineage: Eukaryota; Metazoa; Chordata; Actinopteri; Labriformes; Labridae
Source: the annotation of a GenBank genome assembly